GUUAAUGCCCAUGCAGCAGACAUGCAGUAGCGCAGACUUACCAACAUCGGCAUUGGACAUACUCACAAGCUAGUGGGGAGCUGCUCCAUUGCCAUACAAAUGCCGUUUAGUGACAAGACUAGGCAUGCACACUGGCAUCCGCGGACCAGAACUAUCAGCGUGAUGAGUUGGCAACGUUAGCGAGAGGCACAGUACCGAAUGACAAUUAGCCAGUGCGCAGAGCGAUAUAUGAUCAGAAAAGCUAAAGAAUCCAACGAGCAUCGAACCAUCUAUCGGACAUGGCACUUACUCAAUACUUGCCUCUGGCGGCAGCCGCCUUCUACGUCUGUUACCAGAUCUACAUCCUCCUCACAGACCCACUCAGAGAUAUUCCGGGGCCCCCACUAGCGCGGAUCACCUCACUUCAGACCUUCUAUCAUUUCUAUCGCAACAACUGGCAAGAAGAUAUCAGAGUACUGCACAACAAAUAUGGUCCCAUUGUUCGAAUUGCUCCGGGACAUUACAGCUUCGCAACACCAGAAGCGAUUAAGCCAAUACAUGGAUGGAAUGGAGGAUUUGACAAGUCAUCGUUCUAUGAACCCUGGAGCCCGCCGGGUACGACAAGUCUGUUCAAAGAGCGGUCGAAUAAGUUCCAUGGCGAUCUGAGGAAAAGAUUCAGCGCCAUGUAUAGCAUGAGCUCUGUCUUCGCCUACGAAAAGGGCGUGGCGGAAUGUGUGGAGUUGCUCACGAAGAGAUUGGAACGAAGUGCUGGUGGAACAGUCGAUCUUGCCUGGGAGAUCACAUGCAUGGCAUUUGACUCAAUUGGCAUUGUGACCUAUGGCAAGAGAUUUGGCUUCUUGGAUCAAGGCGAAGACAUUGGAAACCUUUCCAAGUCCGUCUACGCCGCUUUUACAUACGGAGGACUAAUGGGCUUCUAUCCGGACUUCCACGCACCCUUCAUCGCAGCCAAACGCUUCAUCGCAAGGCAGCUGAGCUCAAAGGGUACUGGCAAGAUGUACCUCGACAACUUCACCUCCGAUACCACAGUCCAACGCCGCAAAGACCGAGCAGAAGACCCUUCCCUCGUGGAACGCCAUCCCGACAUCCCCACCAGCAUCCUCGACAAAUUCCUCGACGCUAACGAACGAGACCCCGUCUACUUCAGCGACGCUCACAUCACCAUGGGUCUCGGCGCCAACGUCACUGCCGGCUCCGACACAACCAGCACAACUCUCACUCAAGCCUUCUACUACCUGCACCGCAACCCUCACACUCUCGCCAAACUCCGCUCCGAACUCGCUUCCACUGGCGUCCCCGCCAAAGACCUCAGCUUCCGCACUGCACAAUCUCUCCCAUACCUCAACGCCAUCAUCGACGAAACUCUCCGCCUCUUCCCGCAAACAGGCUUCGGUCUCCCGCGCGUUGUACCUCAAGGUGGAGCCACAAUCUGCAAUCGCCAUUUCCCCUCUGGAGCAACAGUUAGUAUGAACGCCUGGGCAAUGCACUACGACGCAGCUUUCUUCUCCGAGCCAGAGAAAUUUAUUCCAGAACGCUGGUUAGAUGCGGAUAAACCUACGAAGGCGAAAAUGCAAGAAGCCUAUUUUCCUUUUGGAUUGGGAAGUCGGACAUGUAUUGGGAGGAAUAUUGCGAGUUUGGUGAUUUUGAAGGCGCUGCCGCAGUUGGUGGAGAGGUUUGAUGUGGAGUUUAAGGGAGAUGUGGAGGAGAAGGGGUUGCCGGUGCAGAAUAUUUUCCUGGUGAGGGCGACGGAAUUUCCGGCUGUGGUUAGUGUUAGGUGAGGUGAGGUGAGAGUAAUGAGAAGGAGGUCACUGGGGUGAGAUUGGUUGGAGGUGAGGGUGUGGUGUGGAGAAUGGUAUAUUCUUUGGAGAUUUGUGUUACAUUGAGCCUCGUUCGGUCAGUGCGCAACCACUGAUUUCUUUGACUUCCAUUCGUGUUCAGCGGUCUUGGGUCGUCCAUCAGCUUCUUUCUCUUCAUCGCGUACGAUCUUCGAGAAUCGAACCACCUUUAUUCCAUUCACCAUAA
Molecule: messenger RNA, 2019 nt
Organism: Cercospora beticola
Lineage: Eukaryota; Fungi; Ascomycota; Dothideomycetes; Mycosphaerellales; Mycosphaerellaceae
Product: cytochrome P450
Molecular function (GO): iron ion binding; oxidoreductase activity, acting on paired donors, with incorporation or reduction of molecular oxygen; heme binding
Source: RefSeq, a predicted model, not a curated record